Dipodomys ordii (Ord's kangaroo rat) is the source of this 991-nucleotide messenger RNA. RefSeq names its product CD209 antigen-like protein C. The record is from RefSeq and is a predicted model, not a curated record. The coding region runs from base 78 to 872 and encodes 264 amino acids. The transcript is spliced from 9 exons. Lineage: Eukaryota; Metazoa; Chordata; Mammalia; Rodentia; Heteromyidae.
UCAGCAUGAGGAAAGGGAGUAGAGAAAUAAAAGCUGUACUCUCCAGCUGUCCUGACCACUAAGGGACAUCAGUGACCAUGAGUGACUCCAAGAAAGUGAGGGAGCCAUCGCUGGGCCUCCUGGAUGAGGAAGAGCAGAUACCUGGGGGCACCAGAUAUUUUGUGAAAGGCUCUGUGCACCAACUGGCUGGUGAUCUCAAGGACGUUGCAGGGGGUCUGAGCCAUGGCCAUGCACUUCAGCUUCUCUCCCUCACCCUCUUCACCCUUCUCCUGCUGAUUGUCCUGGUCAAAGUGUCCAGAUUUCCUGGCUCCCAAGAGCACAUCAAGGAAGACAAGAUCUACCAGGAUCUGACCCAACUGAAAGCUGGAAUUGAAAGCCUAUGCCACCCCUGCCAGUGGGACUGGACAUUCUUUCAAGGAAAUUGUUACUUCUUCUCCGAGAUACAACACAACUGGCACAAUUCUGUCACUGCAUGCCAGGAAAUGGGGGCCCAGCUCGUGGUCAUCAAAAGUGAGGAAGAGCAGAGAUUCCUGCAGCAGGCUUCUAAGAGUAAAGGCCGCACCUGGAUGGGGCUGUCCGACCUGAAACAUGAGGGCACGUGGCACUGGGUAGACGGCUCCCACCUGAUGUUCAGAUUCAUGAAAUAUUGGAAUGAAGGAGAGCCCAACAGUUCUGGGGAUGAAGAUUGUGCAGAAUUUAGAGGUGAUGGCUGGAAUGAUGUGCAAUUCCCUUCUUUGUUGGAGACUGGGACCUUCUAUGUAACAAGGCUGAUCCAGAACUUGGGGAUCUCCUGCUUCAGUAUCCCAUGUGCUGGGAUUACAGGCAUACACUACCAGUUCUCCCCUUUAUUAUUUUUUUUACUCCUUAUCUAAAACUUCUCUUCAUUGAAACAAUCCUUAAUUGAUUGAGAGAUUGAUAUUUGCAAGUCUAUCAUCCACUUCUCUUAUUCUUGGCCAACAAUAAAUUUCUUCCCUGCAACAUGGGUGUUCAG